ACUGGAUUCUUCUUCCCAGAUUUUCCUGCUUUUAUUCACAGCAUGAAAAUCUGUCCCACUUCUGCUACUGACACUUUGUCACUUGUGCACUUUUUUGCAGAAUCACUUCUAGGACAACAUCUGGGACGUGUUGGAGGCAGAUAUUAAGGUUUGAAAAUGUGGUUCACAAACGUGGUAUCCAUCGCACUGAUCAUAAACACCAUCUCCGCUGCUACCUCUGCAUCAGCCAAGAACCCCCUCAGUAACCAUGCCACCAUUUUGGCUGACAAUAGUGCCAAUCUGGGCUUCACACUGUACCAGAACAUGGCUAAGGCAAAGAAGAUGGGAAACAUUGCCAUCUCUCCCGUGGUAGUAGCUUCAUCUUUGGGUCUAGUUGCUUUGGGAGGAAAAGCAUCUACCGCAUCUCAGGUCAAAACUCUUCUAAAGGCAGCUGAAGUGAAAGAUGACCAAUUUCACUCUGGUUUAUCUGAACUGUUGACAGAAGUUAGCGACCCCAAAACACGCAAUGUGACCUGGAAAAUCAACAACCGCCUAUAUGGGCCCAGCUCUGUCAGCUUUGUGGAUAACUUUGUCAAAAAUAGCAAGAAGCACUACAACUGUGACCACUCCAAGAUAAGUUUUAAAGACAAGAAAAGCGCACUUAACUCUAUAAACGAAUGGGCGGCCAAGUCGACAGAUGGCAAGCUCCCGGAAGUGACUAAAGAAAUGGAGAAAACCGAUGGAGCCAUGAUUGUAAAUGCCAUGUUCUUUAAACCUCGAUGGGAUCAACAGUUUCAUCACAAAAUGGUGGACAAUCGUGGCUUCAUGGUUCCAAACAGCUACACCGUCUCUGUCCAGAUGAUGCAUCGCACAGGUUUUUAUGGCUUCUUUGAUGACAGCACUAAUAAGCUGUCCAUUCUGAGCAUGCCCCUGUCCCAUAAGAAGUCCACCAUGUUGUUCAUCAUGCCUCACCACGUGGAGCCUCUGGUCAGACUGGAGAAGAUGUUGACCAAGAAGCAGCUGGAUUCGUGGUUGAGCAAACUCAAGGAGACCGCGAUGGCCGUGUCUCUGCCCAAAGUCAGAAUGGAAGUCAGUCAUAACCUCCAGAAAUACCUGGAGGAGCUGGGCUUGACUGAAGCUGUGGACAAAUCCAAAGCUGACUUCUCCAAUAUGUCUGGGAAGAAGGAUCUGUACCUGUCCAGUGUGUUCCAUGCCUCUGCCCUGGAAUGGGACACAGACGGAAAUGAGAUGGACACUAGCAUCUAUGCAUCCGAAAAACUCAGGAACCCUAAACUCUUCUACGCUGACCACCCAUUUAUCUUCUUAGUAAAAGACCAGAAAACGAAUUCUAUUUUGUACAUAGGUAGAAUGCUUAGGCCCAAGGGAGAGAAAAUGAGAGACGAGCUGUAACCACUGAACUGAUAAAUCUGUUUGUUGAACUUAGGCAAUAUUGCAAUCAGAUGUAGAAAUAUGAGCAUACCUCUGAAUGAAACAAAGCAUUCCAAAGACUACUGUUCUACUGUUUUACAGGUCUAUAGGAAAGAAGGCCGAGACGUUUUGUGCCUAAAAUGUCUGGGAAGGAUAAAUAGAUCUGUUGUGGAAAUAAACUGUAUCUUUUGAUUAGGAAUAAUCAAUUUGCAAAGCCUGGUGAGUUAUGAAAUACAAAAAGGUUUAUUCUUUGUUACAACCGAUAUGGACAGGACGGGGCCCAGGCAGCCUGGUAGCCUUCUGAUGUUCAAAGCAAGUCUCCUUGAGCCUCUUCCUUAGAGCAUCUCUCCCUAGAGCUUCUGAGCUCUGAGUGUUUGUACCAGAAUGACAAACACCAUACAUUACAAAAGCAGAGUCACAUCUGUUCACAGUUAUAUGUUAAGUCAGGUAAAACAACAAAAGUUUUCCUGGAGGAUGGGACCUUCACACAGGUUGAUUGUUAAUUUCUUCACAACAUGAUAUGCGUACAUUUCCAUCACUGAUCUAAAAUAAUGCCUUGUUCUUCCAGUCCCACAGCACCACUCUGUUUUGUGUUGAUGUUUUUUUUUUUUUAUUUACUG
Periophthalmus magnuspinnatus is the source of this 2027-nucleotide messenger RNA. RefSeq names its product serpin peptidase inhibitor, clade H (heat shock protein 47), member 1a (gene serpinh1a). The record is from RefSeq and is a predicted model, not a curated record. Gene Ontology annotation, molecular function: serine-type endopeptidase inhibitor activity. Lineage: Eukaryota; Metazoa; Chordata; Actinopteri; Gobiiformes; Gobiidae. The coding region runs from base 157 to 1389 and encodes 410 amino acids. Gene Ontology annotation, biological process: negative regulation of endopeptidase activity; collagen fibril organization. The transcript has 5 exons. Gene Ontology annotation, cellular component: endoplasmic reticulum.